AGAAGGACCUGGUCGAGCAAGAUGAAGGUUUUCCUCGUGCUAGUGGCGGUAAUCUGCGUUUGCAAUGCCAAGGCAUUGCUCAAACGGAGCAGAGGUGAUGUAGAAGACUUUUUGAAUGAGAAUGGCCCUGAUGAAAUCAGAAACAUGGUCGGCGAGAUCAAAGGCUGGAUUGAUGGAGUCAUUGCAGAGGGAGCUAAAAUUGUAGAAGCUGGAGAUCUCUUUGACGACGACCUGAACCCUAUUCCAGAGCUGCAGACAGCUAUCGAUUUACUUGAUGAGCACGUCAGUCCUUUGGUCGACAAUCUCCCACCGCUUCCAAAGGAAAAGGAAUUGGUUUUCCUCCAUAAAUGCAUUAAAACUGCCGAAGCCACUGAUUUUCAAGGUAUGAGCAGCGACAAGGAGCAACUGACAGCACUCACUCGCCAGGUGUUCAACUGUGCCGGAAACGGAAUGGGCAUCAUUUCCCAUUUGCUUGAUCUGUCCUCUGUGACCGACGCUGAUCUGACUGUUUCCGGUUUGGCUGACCGUCUGGAUAUAAUAGAAGCUACCUUCUUAGAGAUGGGUCAUCUCGGUGCAUGGGUUCUUGGGCUCAUCAAGAAGGCAGAAAAUGGAGAUAUGGACAGGUCUUUUGAUUUUGGAAAACGUACGCCUUCGUCAAAAGAAGAGAUAAUGGAAGCCAUUGCCAAUGGUGAUCCACAAGAAAUUCGUGAAGGGGCAGCAGAUAUGCAGGAAACACUGGAAGAUGCUCUCGAAACAAUUAACAAAAUGAUUGAACUGAAUGGAGCUCUGGGUGAUGAUCUUAAACCAACAGCCGAAUUCAAAGCCCUCGAGAAGGAACUGGAUACAGAUGACAAGAAGGAAAAGGAAAUGAUGGCUAAGCUUCCUCCUCUUGCAGAUGAUAAGGACUCACUUUUCCUCGAAGACUGCAAGGAAGUGGCAAAGAAUACCAACUUUGACGCUUAUUCCAAACCUAAGGAUUUCCUGAACGAAGUUUUCCGCCAGGUACUUGUCUGUGGAGCCACUGGCCUUGAGGUCAUGAUUGAGCUCGUCAACUUGGAAGAUGUAGAUGAUAACGACCUGAAUACUGCUGGACUUGCAGACCGUGUCGAGAAGCUGGAACAGGCAGCAAUUGAGAUGGGACAUCUUAAAAAAUGGGCCGACAAAUUCGCGAAGCGUGUCGAGAAAGAUGGCUUUAAAAGCAGUCAAAAUGAUUUGGUGGAUAUCAAAGACAGAAUGUUUGGUGGGCCAAAACCUACUAAAGGACCAAUGCGCAAAGGGGGACCAAAACCAACUGGAGAGCCAAAACGGACUAAGGAACCAAAGCAAACCGGGGAACCAGAAGGAUUCACCGACAAACGUAGAUUCAGGCCUACUGGGGAGCCAAAACGCACUGGGGGACCAAAGCGAACUGGCGGACCAGGAGGAUUCAAGCCUACUGGGAAACCAAUGCGCACCGGAGGACCACAACGGACUGGAAAACCAGUUAAACCAUCAAGGAGGCCAAAGAUGGACCGAAAGGCCCUCCUUCGCCGCAUCAUGGACGCAUUGAAUAAAUAUUAAUCAUCCAACAUCCUGAUUUUUGUAAACAAAAACUUCCCGACAAUCGCAUUGCAUUUUUUUAUUUUUUUUUACCUUGUACUUGUAAAUACAAUUUUGUUGCAAUUCUAUUUGGAUUUUCGUGUUUUAUUGAAGUCAUAACCCAACACAUUUAUGAUAAUGUUGUUGUUCUUAUAACAAUUUCACUGAAGCUACAAAGACAGAACGUUACAUGAGCAGGUCUUUUUACUAAAGCACUGAUACAAAACAUCCGACAGUUAAUUAAUGUUUGAUAUCAACUUACAUUAAUAUCAACAAUAAAAAAAAUACUACGCUUAUAACCAAAUGUGAAGUCAUCACAAAGUGUUUCGUAAAAUAAA
Messenger RNA from Mizuhopecten yessoensis (Yesso scallop), 1916 nucleotides. RefSeq lists its product as uncharacterized. The transcript is spliced from 15 exons. NCBI's taxonomy places the organism in Eukaryota, Metazoa, Mollusca, Bivalvia, Pectinida, Pectinidae. Bases 22 to 1560 code for a protein of 512 amino acids. The record is from RefSeq and is a predicted model, not a curated record.